Molecule: messenger RNA, 2072 nt
Organism: Musa acuminata AAA Group (dessert banana)
Lineage: Eukaryota; Viridiplantae; Streptophyta; Magnoliopsida; Zingiberales; Musaceae
Product: auxin transporter-like protein 3
Exons: 7
Coding region: 231-1769 (512 amino acids)
Biological process (GO): amino acid transmembrane transport
Cellular component (GO): membrane
Molecular function (GO): amino acid transmembrane transporter activity
Source: RefSeq, a predicted model, not a curated record
CCUCAAAGCCUCUGGUAAAAGUGAGAGAGGCCAAACCAAACUCAUCACCACACUGACUCUUUGUCCCUCUGUAUCGCUCUCUUUAACCUGUAUAAAUACAAGGCCCAGUGCCUUUGCUCCCACAUUGAGUUCCAGACAUCGAUAACCAUCACAUUAUACCAGCCUCUUCUCAAGCAGCAAGAAACAGAGAUAGGGAGAGACGAAGAUAGUGGGUCACCAAGAAGGAAGAGAUGGGGUCGACGUCGAACGGAAACGAGGAGAAGGUGGUGGAGACUGUGAUGGUUGGAAGGUACGUAGAGAUGGAGCAGGAUGGGGAAGAGAAGGCCAUCAAGUCGAGGCUCUCUGGCCUCCUCUGGCACGGCGGCUCGGCCUAUGACGCCUGGUUCAGUUGUGCCUCAAACCAGGUGGCUCAGGUGCUGCUGACUCUGCCUUACUCCUUCUCGCAACUGGGAAUGUUGAGUGGAAUCUUAUUCCAACUAUUCUAUGGUUUGAUGGGGAGCUGGACAGCGUACCUCAUCAGCAUUCUCUAUGUGGAGUACAGAACCAGGAAAGAGAGGGAGAAGGUCGACUUUAGGAACCAUGUCAUUCAGUGGUUUGAGGUCCUGGACGGGCUACUCGGGAAGCAUUGGAGGAAUGUCGGAUUGGCCUUCAACUGCACUUUUCUUCUCUUUGGUUCUGUCAUUCAGCUCAUCGCUUGUGCUAGCAACAUAUAUUACAUCAACGACAAGUUGGAUAAGAGGACUUGGACUUAUAUUUUUGGCGCUUGCUGUGCCACCACAGUCUUCAUCCCCUCCUUCCAUAACUACAGGAUAUGGUCCUUUCUGGGCCUGGUCAUGACUACCUACACCGCCUGGUAUCUCACCAUCGCGUCCCUCCUCCAUGGCCAGGUGGAAGGGGUGAAGCAUUCGGGGCCAACGAAGCUGGUUCUCUACUUUACAGGCGCCACAAACAUCCUCUACACAUUCGGUGGGCACGCUGUCACAGUGGAGAUCAUGCAUGCGAUGUGGAAGCCACAGAAGUUUAAGGCCAUCUACCUGCUUGCCACAUUGUACGUGCUGACGCUCACCCUGCCGUCGGCCGCGAGCGUGUACUGGGCCUUCGGUGACGCGCUGCUCAACCACUCGAACGCCUUCUCACUGCUGCCCAGGACGGCGUUCCGCGACGCGGCGGUGGUGCUAAUGCUCAUCCACCAGUUCAUCACCUUCGGGUUCGCGUGCACGCCGCUGUACUUUGUGUGGGAGAAGGCCAUCGGCCUGCACGACUGCCGCAGCUUGUGCAAGCGGGCGGCGGCGCGCCUGCCGGUGGUGGUCCCCAUAUGGUUCCUGGCCAUCAUCUUCCCCUUCUUCGGGCCAAUCAACUCGGCCGUGGGAUCUCUGCUCGUCAGCUUCACCGUCUACGUCAUCCCCGCGCUCGCUCACAUGUUCACCUUCCGAUCCGCCGUAGCUCGCGAGCACGCAGUGGAGCGGCCGCCGAGGCUCGUCGGGGGGUGGAUCGGCGCUUACAUGAUGAACAUGUUCGUGGUGGCGUGGGUGUUGGUGGUGGGGUUCGGGCUGGGAGGAUGGGCCAGCAUGACCAACUUCAUCCGCCAGAUCAACACGUUCGGCCUCUUCGCCAAGUGCUACCAAUGUCCGCCGCCCAUGCCCACCCUCACCCCAACACCAUUUCCCAGCAACGCUCAAAACGCCACCGAUCCGGCCAUUAUCCCAUCGCCGUCUCCUGCACCUUCCUACUUCGUUCACCAUCACCAUUACCACCACGGCCGGCCGUGAGCCGGUGCUUCCUGCUCGUCAGUUCUUCUGGGAAGCUGUGCUGUGAGCCAUCAAGCCUUACCAAUGCGAAACGAAAACAAAUGUACGAGUAUAUGCGUGGUUUUUUAUUAGUAGCACUUUGUUUAGGCUAAUAUGCUCCGUAGUAGAAAAGAAGCAGGCAGGCAUGCGAGCAAGCAAGAUGGGCAUGUUAAUUUGUGCUAGUACUGUUCCAGUUAAAGCUACUAGCGAUUUCUUUCUUUGUUGAGGAUUGUAACGAGUUUACCAAGAUCUGAUUAAUGUCAGAUGCAGCUAAUUCUAUUGUCA